Molecule: messenger RNA, 1683 nt
Organism: Durotheca rogersii
Lineage: Eukaryota; Fungi; Ascomycota; Sordariomycetes; Xylariales; Xylariaceae
Product: WD40-repeat-containing domain protein
Exons: 2
Coding region: 1-1683 (560 amino acids)
Molecular function (GO): protein binding
Source: RefSeq, a predicted model, not a curated record
AUGCCUGGCGCCGAUCCCACCGCCCGCCCCCGUCCCCGUCCCCGUCCCCGUCCCGAACCCCCCACGAAGCGCCGCAAAGUCCACGACGAUAGCGCCGAUUCCACGCCGGCCCCCCAGCACUACAAUGACACCCCUAAAGAAGAAGAUGACGAGACCGCCAUCGCGACCGCCAAGAACCCAACCCUGCGCGUGUCGAUCCGCGAGAAGACCGUAGACAGCAGCCGAUCCGUGAGCCGGAGUCGGAGCAGGACCCGCAGCGGCAGCCGCAGUCGAGAGGACCGUCGCGAGACCGACUACUACUCGAGCGACCGCUCGCGCCGCAGCAGAUCCCCGUCGAGCUCUAGGUCGCGGUCGCGGUCGCGGUCGAGCUCUGGCAGCCGCUCCUCGCUGCGGUCGCGCCUGCGGUCCAGGUCCAGGUCGAGAUCGGGAUCGGCGUCCCGCUCGCACACCCACUCGCCCUCCGACUCGCGUUCGAGUUCGCAAUCGCCGCGUGACACGCCGCUGCCACGGCCGUCGUCGUCCUCGUCGUCGUUGUCGUCGUCGCCCGCGCGCCCCAACUACGUGCCGAAGCUCGUGCUGACAGGCCACGCGCGCGCCGUGUCGCAGGUGCGCAUCUCGCCGGACGGGCGGUGGAUCGCGUCGGCGUCGGCGGACGGCACCGUGCGCAUCUGGGAGUCCGCGACCGGGCGGCACGCCGACACCCUCGUGGGCCACAUGGCGGGCGUGUCGGCGGUCGCCUGGGCCCCCGACAGCAAGACGCUCGCGUCCGGGUCCGACGACAAGGCCAUCCGCCUCUGGGACCGCGUCACCGGCCGCCCGACGCGCGCCAAGCCCCUCCUCGGCCACCACAACUACGUCUACUGCCUCGCCUUCUCGCCCAAGGGCAACAUCCUCGCCAGCGGCAGCUACGACGAAGCCGUCUUCCUCUGGGACGUGCGCGCCGGCCGCCUCAUGCGCAGCCUCCCCGCCCACAGCGACCCCGUCAGCGGUAUCGACUUCUGCUGCGACGGCACCCUCGUCGUGAGCUGCAGCACCGACGGAUUGACCCGGCUAUGGGACACCUCGACGGGCCAAUGCCUGCGGACCCUGGUGCACGAGGACAACCCGCCGGUAACGUCGGUGUGCUUCGCGCCGAACGGGCGGUACGUGCUGGCCUUCAGUAUGGACUCGUGCAUCCGGCUGUGGGACUACGUGUCGGGCACGGUAAAGAAGACGUACCAGGGCCACACCAACUCCAAGUUCAGCAUCGGCGGCUGCUUCGGCGCCGCCUCGGGCGCUGCCGCCCCUCCCUCCGCCACCGCCGACGCCGACACGGAUACCAGCAAUACCGCGGCCGCCUUCGUCGCGGCCCCGAGCGAGGACGGCGACAUCGUGCUCUGGGACGUCCGGACCAAGGUCGUCGUCCAGCGCAUCCCCCGCGCCCACGACGGCGUCUGCUUCUGGGUCGACGUCCACGGCGACACCAUGGUGAGCGCCGGCCAGGACGGCCGCAUCAAGGUCUACCGGCACCGGGGCCCGGACGCGGCGGUAGGCGAGGCCGGGGCAGCGGGGGCGGGCAGUGGCGGCCCCGACGGGGGCAGUAUGGAUGUCGAGGUCGACGGCGAUUUCGACGACGGCAGCAAGAAGGUUAACGGGGCCGGCGUCGAUACAGGUCCGAGGGCGGACGAGGGCGGAGAGCGGUAG